AUGGCGGACCCUUUCGAAGUCCGCAUGCGAUUUACGAUGCAAUUACAACAUUUAAGUGCUGCCGUCGCUUCAUCCCAAAGAGCAGCACAAUAUGCGCUCAAGUUCCGCGAUAUGGAUGAGGACCUCCAUUCAUGUAUCUUAGAGCAGCUUGAGAGAAACAAUAUGAAUAAUAGGGCAAACAUCAUGUCCUUCAUUGAACAUUUCUGCGAAUUAGCCACCAAGGAAAACCAUCUCAACUAUGUCCGCAUGAUUCAACGAGACAUACUUAUCAUUGUGGAUGCCGUGGCACCGGCAGACGGCUCAGGAGCGGCGAACGUGAAGCAUGUGCGCCGUGUCUUGCAGGGCUUGCAGGACAAGAAUGUACUUUCCAGUGAGACGGUGACGGAAAUCGGCGCGGCCCUCAAAGAGCGAGAAACAAACCCCUCACAUGUUCUUGACGUUGAGGCACCAGAUAAUACCUCUGAGACUACGCCAAGGGUAUCAAAGGCGAAUGGCAAUAUUCGGGUCGAUAAAAGACAGAUUGAGCAGCGGAUCGAGGAAGACCGCGAACGCAAUAAAAGGCUACGCGAGAGCAUGUGGACGGUUAGUGGCGAUCAUAGAGGCGAACUCAAGCAGAGCUGGGAUGAAAUCAGCGAUAUUGGCGAUGACGAUUUCCUCGGUGCUGAAGAGGAAUAUGGCGAGAGGCAGCAGAUGAUCACUGCAUAG
Talaromyces atroroseus is the source of this 705-nucleotide messenger RNA. RefSeq lists its product as hypothetical. Lineage: Eukaryota; Fungi; Ascomycota; Eurotiomycetes; Eurotiales; Trichocomaceae. The transcript has 2 exons. The record is from RefSeq and is a predicted model, not a curated record. Bases 1 to 705 code for a protein of 234 amino acids. Gene Ontology annotation, cellular component: CTDK-1 complex. Gene Ontology annotation, biological process: positive regulation of transcription by RNA polymerase I; positive regulation of DNA-templated transcription, elongation.